Molecule: messenger RNA, 2473 nt
Organism: Tachyglossus aculeatus (Australian echidna)
Lineage: Eukaryota; Metazoa; Chordata; Mammalia; Monotremata; Tachyglossidae
Gene: NOL11
Product: nucleolar protein 11
Exons: 18
Coding region: 9-2183 (724 amino acids)
Biological process (GO): maturation of SSU-rRNA
Cellular component (GO): nucleolus; nucleus
Molecular function (GO): RNA binding; protein binding
Source: RefSeq, a predicted model, not a curated record
GGCCUAAGAUGGCGGCGCUGCGUGAGGAGAUCGCCCUGUGCGAGGUGGCGGCGGGCGCCGGGCGCGACAGCCUGCUGGGGGUGGAGCCGGGCCGCGAGGCCGACCACUUCCUGGUCACGGACAACAGCAGGACCGUCACCGUCUACAAGGUUUCAGAUCAAAAACCCUUGGGCUGUUGGUCAGUCAGACAAGGUCAAAAUAUAACAUGUCCAGCUGUGUGCAACUUUCCAACUGGAGAAUACGUUGUUGUUCAUGAUGAUAAGGUUCUAAGGAUAUGGAAGGAUGAAGAUGUAAAUUUGGAUAAGGCAUUCAAAGCAACACUGUCAGCUAACGUAUACAGGAUACACUCCCUGCCAAACACUGACCUGGUGGUGCUCUUCAAGCAGGGAGCCGUCAGAUGCUUAGAUGCUUUGCUUGCCAAACCCCAACAGACAAUUGAAGCUGUUAUUUCCGAUGAAGAAGUAAUAAAGUGGACGGAGCUGUUAAUUGAAGCUCAACAGCCUAUUUUAAUUUUUGUCACAGAGAAGCAUGGAAAUUAUUUUGUGUACGUACAGACGUUUCACCCACAUAACUUAAACAAAUAUGCACUCUUACCAGGAGACGAAAAAUCUAUUCCUCUGAGUUUUACAGCAUGUGUUCAAAACAGAAACGUCUCACUACUGUGUUUAGGCUCCAGUGGGUGUGUCUAUAAGGUUCUGGUACCAUUUACUAAAAAUGAUCCAAAAGAAAAUCAGACUCUGCUCUGGACGCUACUUCUCAAGUCUGUAAUGCCCUGCAGUAGCAGAAACGGUGGAUCACUUGUUGUCUUAGAUGGAAAUAAUGUCGCCGUCCUGGGAACAUCAACCGAAGUUGCUAAAGAGUGUCUCUCCAUAUGGGACUUGAAAUUUCAAACAUUACAGACUUCCAAAGAACUUCCUCUUGGAACUAGUGGGCAACUCUGGUGUCACGGCCACAGACUCUUCUUACUUCAUGGGAAAUUUUUGACUGUGAACCCAUUUAAGUGUGAAAUAUCGUCAUUAGCAUCUGUUCUUGGAAAACUCAAGUCUGUUCAAGCUCCAGACCCCCAGGCCCUGUCUACCUUUGUAAACUGGAGGACAUUUCAAGGGGAAGGUCCCGAGUUCCAGGACUCAGAGCAAUCUGUCUCAUCAAAGGAACAGAUGAAGAGAGUUUUGAGGACAAGAAAAAACAAUGACACAAGAUGCAAGCCAGGGGCUCUGACAGCUGAACAACUACUGUCAGACAUAAAGGGUGCUUCCAAAAAGCAUAUUGAAGAACAAGUACCCAAGUUUUUAUCAAAUACGCAGACACCUGAUUUUCAAAUUUCCGUUGGGCAAAUAGCCACGGGAAUAGUGAGCAGGUGUAAAGUAGAAUCGACGUUUUAUCCCCAGAAGAGUUUGGUGCAACUUGUCAGAACCCAAGCUCUAUCUUACAGCUUGUGUCCCGAUUUGAUGAUGGUUGCCAUAGGAAAGACAGAUGUGCACCUGUUGCAACUCUGUCUGCAGCAGUUCCCCGACAUUCCGGAGCCAGUUAUCUGUGCUUGCUUAAAAACUUUCUUAAGCAUCAGUGAUGACUGCCUUGAAGGAAUAAAUGUAACGACAGACUCCGUAUCUGAACACCCAUGUAUUGAGCCAAAGGAGAAAAUUGAAAGACAAACCAAAGUUGUUCAGAAUGGCUUUGAUCCUGCAUCAGUGGAAGAGAAAAGCGGUGCUCCCCAGUUAAUUCAAACAUCAGACAGCAAAAUUGAUACCCCUGCAACGUGCCCUAUCACAGCAAAAAGGGCGGCUUUACUAAAUGCAAUUCUCCAAUCCGCUUACAGUGAAACGUUUCUUCUGCCUCACUUGAAAGACCUCACGGCGCAGCAUGUCAUUCUGUUUCUUCAGUAUUUGCAUUUCCUUUAUGUGAAGUGUAGUGAAAAUGUCAGUAUGACUCUUCCCGGACCGUGUCCUCCAACCCUCAACCAGAUUAUGGAUUGGAUAUGCCUACUCCUCGAUGCUCAUUUUGCCGUCAUGGUGAUGAUACCAGAAGCAAAGGAACUACUGAGGAAUCUCUACAUGUUUGUGAAAGACCAAGUAUGGGUUUAUUCUGAACUGAACAAGAUGGAAGGAAGUUGGAAAGAGCUACAGAGGCUACGCCGGGAAACUAACCUAGGAUUCUAUUGUAUUGAAGUACAUGAACUCUUUUGAGCGAGACAGACAUUUCUUCUCGGACUCUUUCACGAUACCUUUUUCUGCGGCUUUUUCCUACUCGCGUAGGCAAGAGAAGUGGCUUGUUCUGUGGCCACAUGGUAUUUGUCAAAGGCAGAUUUCCCAAUCUACCAGAAAUCAACAUCGGUACGUCUCACUCCCUGAGACUUCUGGGUUUCCUAAAGGACUGUUUUGGUCCCACAGACUGUGGGGAGAUGGGGAGGCUCUGUCUAAAAGAAAAAAAUUUUUAAUGUAAUUUGGUUGAUUUUAAGUAAACUGCUAUUUGUGUA